Verticillium dahliae VdLs.17 is the source of this 1998-nucleotide messenger RNA. RefSeq names its product RCC1 domain-containing protein. Gene Ontology annotation, cellular component: cytoplasm. The record is from RefSeq and is a predicted model, not a curated record. Gene Ontology annotation, molecular function: guanyl-nucleotide exchange factor activity. The coding region runs from base 1 to 1998 and encodes 665 amino acids. The transcript is spliced from 3 exons. NCBI's taxonomy places the organism in Eukaryota, Fungi, Ascomycota, Sordariomycetes, Glomerellales, Plectosphaerellaceae.
AUGGCUCCCAAGGCAACGACCAAGGCCGCGGCGCCCAAGAAGGCCGCUGCCGCCACCGCCAAGCCCGCCCCCAAGGCGACGACAACCAAGAAGGCUGCCGCCGCGCCCAAGCCCGCCGUCAACGGCACUUUGGCCGCGUCCAAGAAGCGCAAGGCUGACGACGAGGCCACCGACGGCGAGUCCGCCGAGGACGUCCCCAAGACGAAGAAGGCCAAGACGACCAAGGAGCCGGUCAAGAAGGUGGCUGCCGUGAAGAAGACGACUGCCACGACUACCAAGACCAAGGCUGCUGCUGCUCCUGCUCCUGCCAAGAAGGCGGCUGCUGCUCCUGUUGCCAAAAAGGCGGCUGCUGCUGCUCCUGUUGCCAAAAAGGCCACGAAGAAGGCCGCUACACUCAAGAGUGAUGUCGAGAGCGCUUCCGAGUCGGAGCCCGAGAAGGAGGCUCCUAAGAAGGCCGAGCCCAAGAAGGCCGAGCCCAAGAAGGCCGCGCCGAAGAAGGCCGCCGUCACCAAGGCCGCGCCCAAGGCUGCGAGCAAGCGCAAGGCCACCGAGGAGCCGACCGAUGACGAGUCUGACAGCAAGAAGACCAAGAAGCCCGUCAAGCCCAAGAAGGAGGCCAAGCCCAAGCCUCAGCCCAAGCCUGCCGCUCCCCCCAAGCACCCGCACACGGUCGGCCGCAAGAUCAACGAUGCCCCUACGACCCUGCUCGACGUGUACGUCUUUGGCGAGGGCUCCUCUGGCGAGCUCGGUCUCGGCAGCAAGAAGCACGACGGCAAGAAGCCCAUUGACGUGAAGCGUCCUCGCAUCAACCACAACCUCGCCCGCACGCCCGUCGGCGUUGUCCAGAUUGCCUGCGGUGGCAUGCACGUUGCGGCCCUGACCCACGACAACAAGAUCCUCACCUGGGGUGUCAACGACCAGGGCGCCCUCGGACGCGACACCAACUGGGACGGUGGCCUCCGUGAUGCGGACCAGGCCAGCGACUCUGGGUCGGACGACGAGGACGAUGAUUCCGGUGUCAACCCCCGCGAGUCUACUCCCACCGCCGUGUCUGCCGAACAUUUUGCGCCCGACGCCAAGUUCGUCCAGGUCGUCGCCAGCGACAGCGCCACCUUUGCUCUGACCGAAGACGGUCGCGUCUAUGGAUGGGGUACCUUCCGCUCCAGCGACGGUAUCCUCGGCUUCAACCAAGACAUCAAGAUCCAGAUGACACCGCUGUACAUCCCCGAGCUCAAGUCGAUCAAGGCUCUCGCCGCCGGCUCCAACCAUAUCCUCGCCCUGGAGAACAAGGGCAACGUCCUCGCCUGGGGCUGCGGCCAGCAGAACCAGCUCGGCCGCCGCAUCAUCGAGCGCAACAAGAUGUCCUCCCUCGUGCCCCAGGGCAUGGGCAUCCCCAAGAAGAACAUUGAGAAGAUUGCCUGCGGACAGUACCACAGCUUCGCCCUCGACACCAAGGGCCGCGUCUACGCCUGGGGUCUCAACAACUUUGCCGAGACGGGCAUCCGCGAGGGCGCUGGCGAGGAUGACGCCGUCAUCCUGCGUCCCACGAUUGUCGACUCUCUUGAGGAGCACAAGAUUGUGGACAUUGCCGGUGGUCAGCACCACUCCCUGGCCUGUACCGAAGACGGCAAGCUCCUGACGUGGGGCCGCUUCGACGGCUUCCAGGUUGGUUUCGCCGAGAGCGCCGUGUCCGAGGACGACCUCAUCCGCGACGAGAGCAACAAUGCUCGCAUUUUGGCCGUGCCCACGGUUGUUCCUUCCCCUGAAGGAGUCGUCCGCGUCGCCGCCGGCACCGACAACAACUUUGCUAUCACCAAGGACGGCAAAGCCUACUCGUGGGGCUUCUCGUCCAACUACCAGACGGGCCAGGGCACCAUUGAAGACGUCGAGGCGCCCACGCUCAUCGACAACACGGCCGUCCGCGGGCAGAAGCUCGUGUCUGCCGGCGCGGGUGGCCAGUUCUCCAUCCUGUGCGGUGUGCCAGCCGAGUCUGCGUAA